GCCGGCGGAUCAUGAGUAAUCUUCGUAAAGACUACUUAUGCCCCCUGGGAUUUCAUCGUCAAAGGCACGUUGGCUUUCGGACACUGGUUGUCAGAGCGACCCAGUUUUCGCUGAGCCCGCCCUGAUCGCGCGAUGCUGGCGAUGCCGGUGCCAGGCGUCGUGGACUCGUCAGAUGUCUUUGGCGAGCCAGACGAGUACAAGCCAAAUGUUAGAUCUUUGGUUCUGUCAUCCAGUCUGUCAAUGAGGAUGGGGGCCCCUGACGAGUUAGACGAGCAGAAGUCGAAUCCUGAUGUCAGGUCGGAGUCGAGGUCUCCGUCAGCGGAACGGAGGAAGAAGUCCAAGAUGUCCGUCUUCACUGCAAUGACGGUCAGAAAAAGUUUGAGCCGCAUGUCGCCCAAACAGAAAAGUCUAGUCGAGGAAGACAAGAAGCAAAUGCGUGCAAAUCUUUCAGCAAGCUUGCAUAAGGAGGUUUACGAUGUAUCUCGGUACUACUGGAGCGUGACCGACCCAGGGUAUAGAGGUUUUGCUUCGUCUUUUGCGCAGAAUCAUAUCUUCGAGAAGAUUACGCUAGCAGUGAUCAGCGUCAAUGCUCUCUGGAUCUCAUACGACACGGAUGCCAAUCCUGCGGAGACAUUGUCCGAUGCUGACAUUCAAUUCCAGAUAGCUGAGCAUGUGUUCUGUGUGUUUUUCAGCUUCGAAUGGCUAGUACGGUUCACCGCAUUCAAACAGAAGAGCAAUUGCUUGAGAGACGGUUGGUUCGUCUUCGAUUCUUUCUUGGUUAGCACUAUGGUGGCAGAAACUUGGGUAUUGGUGCUCAUACUCGAGCUGAUGGGUCAGGACAGGUCAGGUGGAAAUCCUCUAGGCAAUUCGGCGCUUCUCCGAAUGGCCCGUCUUCUGCGAUUGAGCCGGAUAUCCGGGUUUCGGAUGGGCCGUUUGUUACGGGCAAUACCCGAAUUGUUGAUCCAGUUGAAGGGCUUGUUUGCUGCGAUGCGCUCGGUCCUCGUGACACUCUCUCUGCUUGUCAUUGUGAUAUACAUUUUCGCGAUUCUGAUAAAGCAGACGAUGGAGGAAAGUGCAGUGCAGCAGAAACACUUUGACAGCGUGCCCAAAUGCAUGUAUUCAUUGUUACUGUAUGCUACCUUCAUGGACAACCUGAAAUAUCCAGACUCGCUGCCGCGCGUUCCCGCCACUGCUUGCUGAAGCAUCUGCAUGCCCUCGGGGGUAUUGAGAUGCUCAUCGUUGUAUUUGGGGAUCUUCUAGCUAUUGGCAGGAUUGGCCGAUGGUAAGAUGAGACUGAAAAUGUUUGACCAGCUCAUCAUAAAGAUUGCGGCUCUCAAGCGAAGUUGUCCCUUCGAAAAAGAUCAUUCCCGGGGCUGUGGGGGCUUGUUGUUGCUGCGCAGGCAUAAUUCGGG
This is a messenger RNA of Prorocentrum cordatum, 1412 nucleotides long. The record is from the annotation of a GenBank genome assembly. Lineage: Eukaryota; Dinophyceae; Prorocentrales; Prorocentraceae.